Penicillium daleae is the source of this 657-nucleotide messenger RNA. RefSeq names its product cytochrome P450. The record is from RefSeq and is a predicted model, not a curated record. The coding region runs from base 1 to 657 and encodes 218 amino acids. Gene Ontology annotation, molecular function: iron ion binding; oxidoreductase activity, acting on paired donors, with incorporation or reduction of molecular oxygen; monooxygenase activity. NCBI's taxonomy places the organism in Eukaryota, Fungi, Ascomycota, Eurotiomycetes, Eurotiales, Aspergillaceae. The transcript has 2 exons.
AUGCAACUGACUCUCUCCGUCGUUGCUAUCCAUACAACAUCAGACAUGACCACCCAAGUAAUCUUUGACCUCUGCGGAAGAGAGAAGCUUGUUCAAGAGCUACGAGAUGAGGUUAUAUCGGUCAUUUCUCAAGAGGGAUGGAAAAAGACGGCUCUCUAUAAACUUCAGUUGAUGGACAGCUUUCUGAAAGAGUCACAGCGAAUGAAACCAAUCAAUAUCGCCUCGCUGCGCAGAGUCGCCAAGGAAGACAUCCAAUUAAGCGACGGAACCCAAAUCGCCAAAGGCGUUUCCCUCGCGGUCCCGAAGGUCUGGAUGUGGGAUGAGAAAUUCUACGAGGCUCCCAACACAUUCGAUCCAUAUCGAUUCUUAAAGAAGCGACAAACCCCUGGCUGGGGGACCCAUGCCCAUCUCAUAACCCCGUCGGCCAAGCAUUUAGGAUGGGGUCUAGGCAACCAUGCCUGCCCAGGCCGCUUCUUCGCAGCGAACGAGAUUAAGAUUUUCUUAUGCCAUGGGCUUCUCAAAUAUGACUUUCAACUUGCGGAGGGGUCAGUUCCUCAAUUUAGACGACAAGGAUUCGCGCUACAUGCAGAUGCUACUGCAAAAAUCUCGAUUCGGCGCAGACGUGAAGAAAUUGUUCUCGAAGAUAUUACGGAUUGA